CACGAGCCGCCUCUUAUCUUUUUGUUUUAUAUUGCACCGAUGAAGCUCCAUUCGUUGCUGGUGCUCCUUUGCGCGUAUAUACUUGCCUUGCUGGCGCCCGUUCAGGCCCAUUCGGUCACAGGCAAUAAAGUGCUUGUCUUGCUCGACGACCUUGCACAGAAAGCGACUUAUUCACGCUUCUGGCAAUCCUUAACAGAUCGUGAUUAUAAACUCGUAUUCAAGACUGCUUCCGAGGCUGAUGCCACAUUAUACUACUUUGGCGAACGUCUUUACAACCAUAUUAUUCACUUUGCACCGAAAGCAGAAAUUCUCAGUCAACAUGGUGGUAUCGGCAACAUUCAGCUUGUUAAAUUUGUCAAUGAUGGCGGUAAUCUUUUAGUCGCCGUGGAUGAGGACGCGAGUCGUGCCGUCAAAGACUUGGCUAGCGAGUUUGAUGUAGAAUAUGAUCAUGGCAAUAACAAGGUGUUUGAUCACAAUGCUUUACCCCACGAUAUCAUCGCCGCCGACGAUAUUGUUGCGCCCAACACCAUCAUUGAGUCGGACAGCGUCCGUGGACCAGUCUUGUACAAGGGCAUCGGUCUUUUCGUCGGUCCUACUCCUCUCUUAAAUCGUGUUUUGACCACCGGCCCCGACGCUUUUAGCGCUGACUCGUACCGCGAAGGCGCCAAGCAUGAACAGAUCGACCUGGUGGCGUCAUUGCAAGCCAGAAAUUCAGCUCGCGCAACAUUUGCAGGAUCAUUAGCUUUGUUUUCCGACGAAUUGUAUGAAUCAUCUCCUGCAAAGAGUUCCAAAUCGCAUGAAAAGGUGUCGGGAAACGCAGCAUUUAUCUCGCAGCUCGUUGAAUGGACAUUUCAAGAAAAGAGCGUACUUAAACUCGUUUCCCAUCGCCACCAUCGAGUCAACGAAACGAAGCAACCCGAAUGGUACAGAGUUAAGGAUCACAUGGAUUACAUCUUGGAAGUCUCCGAGUACAAGAACAGACAAUGGGCUCCUUUCAAGGCGGAUGACAUUCAGUUGGAAGUGAUCAUGUUGGAUCCUUAUAUUCGCACAACCAUGAAACAAUUGCAUGUGGAAAAGCAUCAUCAUUUUGGACGAUUCAUGGCUCAUGUUCAGUUACCUGAUGUGUACGGUGUGUUUACGCUGCGAGUCAAUUACAAACGCGCCGGACUUUCGUAUUUGCUGGCGGAAGAUGUGGUGGCCAUUCGCCCAUUUAGACACAACGAGUAUCCCCGCUUCCUUAUCGCGGCCUAUCCCUAUUACGCGUCGGUUGGUAGCAUGAUUGUAGGUUUCUUGGUGUUUAGCAUCGUAUGGCUUUCCACAUGGGGUACCAAAGAAAUCACCCCGUCCAAAGAGAAAACGCAAUAAAUCACAACACACAGACACCCAAAAAAGUGGUUUAUACAAAAUACAAGACUAAGGGACACCGACCACAUGACCUGCAACUCUCUAUUGUCCGAGGUGAAAAACGAGAAAAUGAAAUUUUUUAAACUUUUACAGUGAUUGGUGCAUUCUUGAGAGUGCCCUUUUUGUUUGUUCUUUCACCGAUCCAACCAUGGAUCAGAAAUUGCCAAUGAUGUUUCUUUCUUUAUUUGGGGAAACGCAUAUUUAAACGAUACUAAGGAAUGACGAUCGUGAGCGGAUAAGCAAGAUGAUGAAAAAAAGCG
Radiomyces spectabilis is the source of this 1664-nucleotide messenger RNA. Its product is annotated as Dolichyl-diphosphooligosaccharide--protein glycosyltransferase subunit WBP1. Lineage: Eukaryota; Fungi; Mucoromycota; Mucoromycetes; Mucorales; Radiomycetaceae. Bases 40 to 1365 code for a protein of 441 amino acids. The transcript is spliced from 6 exons. The record is from RefSeq and is a predicted model, not a curated record. Gene Ontology annotation, cellular component: endoplasmic reticulum membrane; oligosaccharyltransferase complex.